CUUUCUUCUUCUUAGGUGUGGCUUCUCUUCUCUCUCCAAGAACAUUUCUCAUUACCACCUACCAUAUUUAUCUGAAUCAAAAUAGAAUACACACCAUCCUUCUUUUGAAGCUUAGUGAGGAGAGAAAUCAAGAUGUCGACGGAUUGGGGGCCGGUGAUCGUUGCGGUAAUCCUCUUUAUUCUCUUAUCACCAGGGCUCUUAUUUCAGCUACCAGCAAGGAAUAGAGUAAUAGAAUUUGGUAACAUGUACACGAGUGGGAUCUCGGUUCUGGUUCACAGUGUCAUCUUCUUCGCAAUACUAACCAUCCUGGUGAUUGCAAUAGGCGUUCAUGUGCAUGCCGCGUGAUCAACAAGAUGGUGAAAGUUUCAUGUUCUUCCACUUCGGUUUGGACUAGUCUGUGCUUCAUGUGGUUCCUUUGAAAAAUAUUUUUUUUCUUUGCAACUCUAGCUUGGUAGAGUUAUUGGGUAUUUUUAUCCAUCUUCACAUUAGAUGCAUCAAGUUGGAUUGAUUCCCAAGGGUACACUGAAUUAUAUAUUGAUGUUGUGCCAUGGGUGGGGAAUGAAUGAACUCAAGUCAAAAAUCAAAACCUUUUAUGAAGUUUAUCUUCUAGAA
Molecule: messenger RNA, 612 nt
Organism: Elaeis guineensis (African oil palm)
Lineage: Eukaryota; Viridiplantae; Streptophyta; Magnoliopsida; Arecales; Arecaceae
Source: RefSeq, a predicted model, not a curated record